UGUACCCGAUAUGUCUACUCCAGUUUCUCAGGUGGAUACGCAGUUUACAGACACACAGGGUAAACAUGGUGACGGUGGCAAGAACAUGCCGACCAAUACAAACGUCACUCCUAAAGCAACACCACACAUGGAUCCUGACGCGCCGAUAUUUGAUGCGACACCGCAAAUCAAGUCUACUGGCGGCGUACAACAAGUGGCAGAAACAGACUUGCCUGACAGUGGUCCAUGCUUUGAUCAGACUCCAUCUGAACAUGUUUAUGUUGAAACCGAUCCAGCUACAAACACUCCACAGGUUGGCCAGGCUUCUCUUGAUUCGGAGAUGCAAACUGUGUUAGCUCUACGCGAAUAUUUGUGUGGUCUGCAAUCUGACACCGGCAGGACCAUAAUAGAUUAUGGUGAAUAUUCAGCGACAUGUUCUGACAUAUAUGAAUCUUUUGCCGAUGGGAAGUGUCUCGACAAUGGAUUCAUGCAGUGUUUCAUCCAAUGUGUUAUUGAUGAUGCAAAAAAUCAGCACACUUCCAUGAGUUCGAACAGUUUGGUUCUUGAUGUUAAUGUUGGGGUAAACUAUUGUAACUUACAUACACCAUUUUCAUAUACAAAUUAGAUCAACCCAAGUACACUCACUCCAUUUAUAUUGUUUAUUGCAGUCAAUACUCAACUUUGAGGAACAGGAACGACACAGUCGCAAUCCUCAACCUUUUGAUGAAUCUGUACUCCACACACUUCUAGACAAUUCAUUGCCUGAGACAGAUGAGUUGGACCAAUACAAAGCGGUAACAAUCCUAUUUCAUAAUCCAAACACAAUUCCUUUUAAAUGUAACAUAUCACAUUGUUAUGCUUUUGUAAGUUACCCUGUUAAUUUUAUGCUUUUUUUA
Zea mays is the source of this 875-nucleotide messenger RNA. RefSeq lists its product as uncharacterized. Lineage: Eukaryota; Viridiplantae; Streptophyta; Magnoliopsida; Poales; Poaceae. The transcript is spliced from 5 exons. Bases 11 to 604 code for a protein of 197 amino acids. The record is from RefSeq and is a predicted model, not a curated record.